Messenger RNA from Osmerus eperlanus (European smelt), 2006 nucleotides. Its product is annotated as forkhead box protein G1-like. Gene Ontology annotation, biological process: regulation of transcription by RNA polymerase II. The transcript has a single exon. Gene Ontology annotation, cellular component: nucleus. The coding region runs from base 211 to 1254 and encodes 347 amino acids. NCBI's taxonomy places the organism in Eukaryota, Metazoa, Chordata, Actinopteri, Osmeriformes, Osmeridae. Gene Ontology annotation, molecular function: DNA-binding transcription factor activity; sequence-specific double-stranded DNA binding. The record is from RefSeq and is a predicted model, not a curated record.
AUUGUCAAAUCUAGAGUAGGCCUGGUUACAAGCUCCGCCUCUUGCAUGAGACCGAUACUCUUUAAUUACCCGUGUCUCUUAUCACAUAUCUCAUCUCCCACCUCGCACUGAGCUUUCCUCCUAAGUUCUGUCAUGAGUGCUUUGUCGCAAACUGAAUAGAUCCGACCUAUUUGAUCGCACACGAAAAGGACAGAAGCUUCUUCACAGGUAAUGGGUGAACACGAAGAAUUGACAAUGGUGCAGAAGAAGUCCCAUUCUUUCAGUAUUAAAAGCUUGUUACUCUCGUCAAAAUGUGACAUCCCGAGUUCUGAACACCUGAAGUCAAUCGUUCUUCCCUCGAGCUCGGACUCGGAGAAAUCUAUGGACCUUGGAGACACGGAAUGUCCUUCAUGUUCUCAAGAAAAGCCAGGAAAGGAAGACUGUCUCGACCACAUACCGCAGAGUAACAAGAAUGGGAAGUUUGAUAAACCCCCCUUCAGCUACAACGCACUGAUAAUGAUGGCUAUUAGACAAAAUCCUGAAAAGAGACUCACCCUAAACGGAAUCUAUGAAUUCAUCAUGAGAAACUUCCCCUAUUAUCGGGAGCACAAGCAGGGAUGGCAAAAUUCGAUCAGGCACAAUCUUAGUUUAAACAAAUGCUUUGUGAAAGUGCCGCGGCACUACGACGAUCCAGGUAAGGGAAACUACUGGAUGCUAGACCCUUCAAGUGACGAUGUUUUUAUCGGUGGUACCACAGGGAAGCUGCGGAGGCGCUCCGCUACGUCUAGGGGUAAACUGGUUAUGAAAAGGGGACUCCGCUUUUCCCCACUCGGAAUAGGAUUGAGUGAAAGGGCUUGUAAUCCGUUAUACUGGCAGUUAUCGCCAUUUUUACCUUUACAUCCUUCACAUUUCAAUGAAUCUACACCUCGAUUCCUAAACCAAGGACACGCAUACGGGUCCUUACUCCCAGGAGUUGAACAACUGAGUAACGGCGAACUCCCAGGGUCAGUUUAUGAAGGGUCGAAUCGAAGCCUUAGCCUGACUAAUGGCUAUGUGGUCACUUCAAACGGCCUAUCUGGACACAAUACCUAUUUCAUGUCAAGAACCAAUGCACUCUCCCAGCCUCCACCCCCAAAUGGAAGAUACAGCAUUUCAAGCACCCUGCCAACAAUAUUUUCGAACACAUUAAGAACUUUGCCGUCGUUUACACAAACAGAAUUAUCAGGACUUGUAACGAGCCACAAAAGAGUUACAGCAACGGCUUUUCUGGACUGAAUUGACUAACUCAACAGUAUAAAAGUAAUGACACUUUUUGAGACUGUGGAAGUGGAUGUGUCUCUCCACUUAGGAUAUAUUUCCCUAAAGAGAAUGCAAAUAAUAUGUUAGUAUCAACGAAUUGUACAUGUUUUAAAUAUGUAUUUGUGUACGUUUUAUAUUUAUUUUAUUUAAAUAUGAUUAUAUGUGUCCAUUUGUACUAUUUGUAUUUAUGCAACCUGUCUGUAGACAGACAGGACUAUUUAGAAAAAGUGUAGUCUAUGUUUUGUUUUGUGCAUGUCUGUUGGCAUUUUACCUUGGCGUAAUGGUGUAACCCAUAGGCUACAUGGUUUAUAUAACUGACAUUUAAUUUCCAUAGACCGAGAACUGAAAUGACCCUUUCCUGACUGCCUGCAUCAACGGAAAAACUAUAUGAUCACAUAAUUUAUUAUAUCUAAGCGCUUUUUCUGCAGACAUUAGGCCUAUGCAGUACAGCCAGCUGACGUUGAUUGAAAUAAGACUACGCAGACAGCACUGCAGUUUCUGUGCAAGUUUGUUUUGAGGCAUUAUUAGCCUAUAUUUGGCUUUUAGUCAAACAAAGAUAGCCAAAAAAAAUCCUUAAAAGCUAUUAAAAUCAAAUGAAAAAGAAACGUUUAGUCUUAGAGCCAAAAUAAAAAUCUGUUAUAUUUACAUGGGCCAGCCAUGACAGGCCUACGACCGGCCUACCUCUUGACACUUUUCACGCCCCUUUCCAAACCUGUGUUAAAGUGAAU